Molecule: messenger RNA, 1567 nt
Organism: Striga asiatica
Lineage: Eukaryota; Viridiplantae; Streptophyta; Magnoliopsida; Lamiales; Orobanchaceae
Source: the annotation of a GenBank genome assembly
AAAAAAACACCUCCUUUUUAGUUUUUUUCUUUUUUUCCUUUCCAUGUCCAGCUCCAUUUUAUCGCUUGCUAAAUGCUAAAACGAGAUGCCAUAAAUGGUUUUCUCAUUUUCUUUUAUAUUUUCUUAACCAACAUUUUUAGGCUGACCUUUGAGCGGGCAUUUUCCUUUUUAGUGGGUGUCAUGAUAGGGAAAGACAAUGGGAAUAAUAUACGUAUGAUAAAUACGGAAAUGUUGUGUUGUGUGGUUUGAAAAUAAAGAGAUUUUUCGCGUCAAUUGCUUUCACAUAUCCGGAUAAAAGAUCCUCCCUUUUCCUCUGAUGCUGAUAUAGUUAUAGCCAUCCAAGUUGAGAAAAAAAAAAUCUUGAUAAAAAGCUUCAUGCCCAUUAUUCCAUUUUGGGUGAAAAAUAACCCAAUAACAUCUAAUCUCCAUCUACAGUUUCCUCGUUUCGGUUCUUGAUUUUGACUAUAUUUAUCUAUGUUCUUCCCCUUUGUUCUUUUUCCUUAAAAGAAAAGAAAAAAACAAAUCCUUAAAAGCUAGCUAGGGCUCAUAGGUUGUAUAGUUAGUUACAGUACAUGUUCUAAUUGAGGUUAGUAUAGCAGUGUGAAACUUUAUUUGGAGUUUAAUUUCAGUAGGGUUUAUAGGGGUUGCAAGCUCUUCCUGAGCUCCUGAGUUGAAGGGCCCUCACUCUACUGAAGCUUCUUGUGGCUAAUUUUUGGGAUACAAAAGAUGGUGAGGGGGAAGGUCCAAAUGAAGAGGAUCGAGAACGCAUCAAGUCGGCAGGUGACUUUUUCGAAGAGGAGAAAUGGGCUCUUGAAGAAGGCCUAUGAGCUCUCAGUGCUUUGUGAUGCUGAAGUUGCUUUAAUCAUUUUCUCUCAAAAGGGGAGACUUUAUGAGUUUGCAAGCUCCAACAUGCAGAUGACGAUUGAGAAAUACCUUGAACUUACAAAAGAACGAAAUUCCGGCGUAGAACUUGAACAUCAAAUGCAGCUAAAGCAUGAAGCAGUAUACUUGGCCAAGAAAAUAGAGUUUUUGGAGAAUACCCACAGGAAGUUGUUAGGGAAUAAUCUCGGUAUGUGUUCUCUGGAAGAACUUCACGAAAUUGACAAUCAAUUGGAGAAAAGCCUAAAAAACAUAAGGUCGAGAAAGGCUCAAGUAUUCAAGGAGGAAAUAGAAAAAUUACAAGCAAAGGAGAAGUUUCUACUAGAGGAAAAUGGAAGACUAUCUGAAAAGAUUGGAUUGAAUCGAAAUCGCGAAAUGGAAAAACAGGAAGAAUUUGGGAGAUGCAGCCAAAGUACACAGAGCUCUGAAGUUGUGACUGAGUUGUUUAUUGGCUUACCAACAAGAAGAACUGCUUCUUGACAUUUUAUCAACGUUUAGCUUCCAAAGAAGUACAGAAAGUACUAAUUAUAUAUUACUUUUCUCAUUUAAGGUACCGUGAGUUGGUGAAUAAAUGCAAUACGUGUGGAUUAUAUAAUCUGCUUCGUGCAAUUUAUUUUCGUUUCUCUGGAAAUGUAAUCUAUAUUGGGAAAAUUAUAUUGCUGUUUCUGGUAAGAUUUUGCAUUCUAUC